Molecule: messenger RNA, 3390 nt
Organism: Populus euphratica (Euphrates poplar)
Lineage: Eukaryota; Viridiplantae; Streptophyta; Magnoliopsida; Malpighiales; Salicaceae
Product: pentatricopeptide repeat-containing protein At5g61800-like
Exons: 2
Coding region: 143-1762 (539 amino acids)
Biological process (GO): RNA modification
Molecular function (GO): protein binding; RNA binding
Source: RefSeq, a predicted model, not a curated record
UUCUCUUUUUCUACGCGUAUGCAUGCCGACUGCCAUACCAUCAAGCGUAGCCUAUUUGCCUAUUUUUUGCAUGUAAAAACUAAAAACAGAGUGCAAGGGGCAGUGAGAAGAAGAGACCAAUUCUCAACACUCUAGAAACUGAAUGUUAAUCAGCAGCAGCAGCAACCACAUAACACCACAAAAUUAUCACUCAAUAAUCAUCAAAUUAAUCAAACAAUGCAAAACAAUCUCACAGCUCCACCAACUCCAUGCUUACACCAUCACAAACACACCACUUUCUUUCCACUCUUCUCAUUCCCUUUUAACCAAAUUCCUCUACACUCUCACCACCAAAGCCAAUGCCAAAGCCAAAUCCUCCACUUCUCUACUACACUACGCAAAAUCUAUAUUCAAUUCUAUACAAAACCCAUCUACAUUUUGUUACAAUACUAUCAUUAGAGUCCACACUCUCCUGUCUCUCCCUAUCCCUGCCCUCCGUUUCUUUACUCAAAUGCGCCGUCUUUCUGUCCCUCUUGAUUCUCAUUCUUUCCCUUUUACCCUCAAAGCCUGCGCGCAGCUUGGCGGGGUUUUUUUAGCGCGUUGUCUUCAUUCUCAAGUUCUGAAAUUUGGGUUCCUGUCGGAUUUGUAUGUUAUGAAUUCUCUUAUUCAUGGUUAUAUGGUUUCUGAUAUGUCAAAUGAUGCUUGGAAGGUAUUCGAUGAAAGUCCUCAACGAGAUGUGGUUUCUUUUAAUGUGUUGAUUGAUGGGUUCGUUAAGGCUGGUGAUGUUGUGAAAGCUAAGGAGUUGUUUGAUUUAAUGCCUGUGAGGGAUUCUGUUUCUUGGAAUACGAUUAUAGCUGGGUGUGCAAAAGGAGAUUAUUGUGAGGAGGCUAUUGAAUUGUUUGAUUUUAUGGUGGAUUUAGAGAUUAGGCUUGAUAACGUUGCAUUGGUCUCAACGCUUUCUGCUUGUGCACAGCUAGGAGAACUUGAAAAGGGAAAGAAAAUUCAUGAUUAUAUUGAAAGGAACGCGAUGAAAGUGGAUACCUUUUUGUCAACUGGGUUGGUUGAUUUCUAUGCGAAAUGCGGGUGCGUUGACGUUGCUUUAAAGAUAUUUGACUCGAGUUCAGACAAAAAUCUGUUUACUUGGAAUGCAAUGCUUGUUGGCCUUGCAAUGCAUGGGUAUGGUGAGUUAUUGUUGGAGUACUUCUCGCGAAUGAUAGAGGCUGGGGUAAAACCAGAUGGGAUUAGCAUUUUAGGAGUUUCGGUAGGGUGCAGUCAUAGUGGUCUCGUAGAUGAAGCAAGGAAGCUUUUUGAUGAGAUGGAAUCUGUUUAUGGAGUCCCUCGAGAGCCAAAGCAUUACGGGUGUAUGGCUGAUUUGCUUGGGCGGGCUGGGUUGAUUAAAAAAGUGAUGGAAAUGAUACAGGAUAUGCCCAGAGGAGAUGAUAUGUCUGUGUGGAGUGGUUUGCUGGGAGGAUGUCGAAUUCACGGGGAUGUUGAGAUUGCAGAGAAAGCAGCGAAGCACUUGAUGGAGUUGAAACCCGAUGAUGGUGGGGUUUAUUCAAUUUUGGCUAAUGUUUAUGCUAAUGCAGAACGAUGGGAAGAUGUAAUGAAUAUCAGGAGAUCAUUGAGCAGUAAUAGGGUGGUAACGAAGAUUGCUGGUUUUAGCUUGAUUCAAUUGGAUGGCGUUGCACGUGAGUUUAUCGCAGGGGAUAGAUUGCAUUCUGAAAGUGAUAAGAUAUAUUUGGUUUUAAAUGGAAUAAGAGAACAUCAAAGUGAACUGAGCUAGAUGCCUGAACUUUCAGAAUUCGAACACGUACUUGCAACAUCUGCAUUAGCUGUUUUGGAAGGGAAUUUUAUAUCUGCAAAAAUGACCAUCAGCUUGUGAUACACGGAGACAGCUGGCUGUUAAGCUAGAAAUUCUUGAAUGGGAACAAAUAUGUGGGUGCUCUUACAAUUGGAUGACUUUUCUAAUCAAAACAUACAUAUGCAAUUAUCGGUGGCGUUACCCGGGACAGUCACCCUGUAAAAGAAAGACAACUGUAGUGGAAAUGCAAGUUGCGAACUUUCAAACUUCUUCCAUCAACAGUGGAAAGCCAAUUUUUUCAAGACAUUAGCUACUGUCCAAGCAACCACUUAUCUCAAUGCCAACUGACCACACAUCAUAUAAGGCAACCAAUCCUGUGGCAAGAAUGGGUAUAUAUUGUGCGGCAUAGCAGAGAAGGCAAUCUGAAGUAUGAAUAUGAUUUCAUGCCUGCUUGAUAUGUUCAAUUACUAAAGAAAAUAAAGAGCUUCAGAGCUUCCCUCCGGAAACUUGCCAAGUUGCCAUAGCGCGUUGCUCAUCUUCAGGAAAACAACUCGACUGUUUGGAAACUUGUACUGGAACCUGAAGAAUCGACGUGGCUCACCAAGGCUUGAAAUUGAAAGCUGAAACCAUACACCUCAGCUCCAAGCGGGAACAUGAGCUGCCACUUUGUCAGCACUAUGCAAUUAGGAUAACUAUCGGUUCAGCUUCUACGUAGUGUAACAUGGUUCCAGAAAAUCUUCUAGCUUCCUGUCUAUAAAUGCCAACAGGAAUCUUAGAACUACUACCAAGCAUGGCCAAGAACCCUUUCUAGGUUCUAUGAAAUAAGUAGAACUCUUCACAACACAUCUAGCUCUCCUUACAACCUAAUCAUGGCUUUUAGAUCAACUGUAAGUGAUUGCUAAUUAUCUGUUCAUUUCUUAAAGUUAUUUCCUGACUUGAUUGCUACAUUCUGCAGGUUUACUGGAAAUGGAUGACAAGUCGGUUAAGAGGAAAUGCACAUGCGACAUCAACAUCACCAGAAAGGCGGGUGCAUGCAGGACCAGCAGCUGAUUUUGGAUAUCUUGAUCUUGUUGAACAGGGGAGGAAGACGUCAGUGAAGGCUGAUUUCACAUACACCGGCGUUAAUAAUUUUACAAAUCUCACUGGGUUUAGCCUCCACAAAACAGCAGCUUCUGAAGCCACCAAAUGUUCGUGUCAUAAAGAAGUUAAGGGAAACAAUUCCUGAAGUAGUGGUCCCAGAUAAAGUGGUUGACGAGGGCAAGAAAUUCUUUGAGAAAUCCUUCUACAGGAAGGCAGCUCACGUUCAGGAGUUUGAGAUUGGUAUUCAGUACAUGCCUAAUCCCAUUUGCAAAGAUGUUUACGCUCACCCUCUCAAAGCAGAGACACUAAAAUCUGUGGGAAUAGAACCUCAGCAGCUUUGAUGCAUUAUCCUUUACCUUUUUGUAGAUUUAGGCACUUGUUUUCAAUCUUUUUUACAAACUUUUUUUCCUCUUUAUCUUAACAAAGCUCGAGGCGAAAUUUUUGUGCUCAUUGUAAAUUUCACCCUAGUUAGUGAUGAAUGCAAUGGUAUGUAGAUGAGGUUACUUUAAUGAGCUAGCUAAUAUUAAUUU